UUACAUCCCGCAUUCUGUAUUACACAAACCACAGUGUGUAAAAGUGAGGAGGAGUUGUGAAAAACAUCAUGAUUCAACUUCCUCCAGUUUAAAAUGGGCGUUGCCUUUCCAACUUCCCUGAAAGGUGUGGCGAUUUUGUCCUUUUGUGAGAUUCCCCCUCUGACAUCAAUCCAGUCCUCUCACUAAAGUAUAAUACGUUCAUCUUCAACUUCAACAAUGUCUGGUUGGGAAGAAUUGGAAAUGCUGUUGGAUUCCCCCUCCUCACUGACUGUGACAUCCAAUGUCAGAGGAACUGUGAAGGAUAAGCCUAAUUUCAAAGUGGAUGAAGAUGUGUCUGCACUAAAGAAGGCUAUAGAGGGCAUUGGUACGACAGAAAAGACACUUAUUGAGGUGUUGACCCAAAGAAGUAAUGCUCAGCGUCAGCUCAUCGCUAAGGCCUAUGAGAAGCAAAACGGAAGGAAACUGGUAGAUGAUCUGGAGGGCGACACCCAUGGAGACUUUGAGGACUUGUUGGUUGCUUUGGUAACGCCAACCGCUGUCUACGACUGCCAGGAAGUCAUCAAAGCCAUCAAGGGAGCAGGGACAACUGAGUGUACGCUGACAGAAAUAUUCGCUUCGAGAUCCAACAAACAGAUCAAGGCCUUGUCUGAAGCAUACCUCGCAGAAACUGGAAAAGCGCUGAUUCAUGAUCUGAAGUCGGAGGUAUCUGGAGAGUACGGCAAGGCACUACUCAUCUUGGCUGAGGGGAAGAGAGAGGAGAGCACCAAUGUGGACGCUGCUAAAGCUAAAGCAGAUGCUAAGGCCCUGUAUGAAGCAGGGGAGAAGAAGUGGGGAACUGAUGAAGAUAAGUUUAUCGACAUCCUGUGCCACAGGAGUGUUCCCCAGCUGCGACAGACUCUGGUAGAGUACAAGAAUAUUAGCAAGAAGACUCUGCAGGAGAGCAUUGAGAGCGAGAUGUCUGGAAACAUCGAGGCGCUACUUGUUGCUGUUGUGAAGUGUGUGAAAACCGUUCCUUUAUACAUGGCUGAGACCCUUUUCAAGAGCAUGAAGGGAGCGGGGACCACCGAGUCCACUCUGACCAGGAUUAUAGUGAGCCGCUCUGAGGUGGACCUGAUGGACAUCAGAGCACAGUAUAAGAAGGUGUUUGGAUUCACCCUCUACUCCCAGCUAGAGUCUGAAGUGUCAGGCAGCUAUGGUGACGCCCUCAAGCAUCUCUGUGGCCAAGAUGAGUGACUCCUCCAGACAUCCGUGAUGAGAAACAUGUGGUGCAGAGGGGAAGAACCGCAGCUAAUGACCAGUCCCUGACCCUUCCAAAAGCAUCGCACAUUUUCUUUCUGGAACUAAACAUCUAGAAAUGCUUUUACAUGUGGAAUUCCAGUAAUGUUCAACCAGACAGUGGCGUGCAGACUGGCUUAAGAAGAAGUACGGACAAGAAGAUGCUGAUGAACGUCUUAUAAUAUAUAUAUAUAUAUAAUAGUUUGUAUUACAUGUAUAAAACAUAAUCAACAUGUCUUACCAAACAGUUGUUCUUGCAUAUUGUAACUGAAAGUUAACCUAUAAGUUGGAACAAUAAUAACUAAUGUCAUACAUUUCUCAUCCAAGAAAAUAAAAUGUUUGUAUUCUACUAUUUGAUGUGAGUGAGCAAAGACAACACCAUUUCGUUUAUAUAUAAAAAAAACAGAUUUUAUUUGAGGGUUUUGUUAAUGUUGCUGUAACCGACUCCUACACAGGUCAUCAGGACCUUGUCCCCUCCUUUCCUUUCGUCUUCUGAAGGCUUCUGAACCUGGAUCUUGAACAUGAUCUGGAAGAAAUCUCUAAUGUGUCUGAGGAACUCGAUCCUGGAGAGACAGUGAGGGAGAGAGGAAAUAAGUUUAAUUUGUAAGGGAGGCGUUGCUCCUUGAAAUGAAAUAUUGUCCAGCUAUCAAUAAACCAUACACCCUGGGAGUUUAAGAA
Messenger RNA from Gymnodraco acuticeps, 1953 nucleotides. RefSeq names its product annexin A3-like. The transcript is spliced from 14 exons. Lineage: Eukaryota; Metazoa; Chordata; Actinopteri; Perciformes; Bathydraconidae. Gene Ontology annotation, cellular component: cytoplasm. The coding region runs from base 217 to 1233 and encodes 338 amino acids. The record is from RefSeq and is a predicted model, not a curated record. Gene Ontology annotation, molecular function: calcium ion binding; calcium-dependent phospholipid binding; phospholipase inhibitor activity.